AUGAAAUACGUUGUAGACAAGUUUGAUCCAGAUAUAUUCAAUGAAAUGACACUGAUUCCAAUAAUAAUUUUUAGCUUAUUAACGCUUAUUUAUGUGCUUUUAUUUAGAGAUAUGAGGAAACUUGACAUGCUUACUGGAAAAUUCUUAAAAGCUAAAAGUAGAUUUAUUAUAAAAUCUAUUAAAAAAUCAAUUGAAAGUGUCGUUUAUGACACAAAUUUUAAUACAAUUAAAAAAAUUAAAAAAGACCUGGAAAGAAUGAAGACAGCAAUCAUUCAAAAUUCAGAAAAUUUUGGCACAAGACCAAUUGAGGAUAAAAAUUUUGCUAAUUUUUUAUUGACAAAAGAUAGGAUUAUUAAGCAUUCAAAAGAAGCACUAUUUAACAUUCAUAUGAAUGAAAUUAGGCCUAUAAUUGAAAAUCUGGAAGACGAAAAUCAGGAGUUUCAAGAACUAAUAGCAAAAAUAAAACCCAGAAAAAAAUGUUUUGCAAGGCUUGUCUCUAUUUUUAAAACCGACCCAAAUGAAGCUAGAAUCUUUAAACUUGUUGAAGAAAAUAAUAAUCAAAGAACUAAAUUAGAUAAAAAGACGAAAAAGAGGAUCAUCGAAGAUAUGAAAAAUGACUCUAGAAAUAAUAAUCAUGAGAAUGGAGUAGUUAAUGACUUCGAGCAGGAACCAAACGAAGAUAUUUUUAUAAGCAUUGACUCACAAAAAAGUUGAUUCAAUUACGACAUAAAUUCUUAUGGGUUCUUUAUAAAAUUUUUGGAAAAUCAUAUGAAAAAUAACUACAAGCCUGAGAAAUCUUUUAUUUACUAUUUUCUCCAAAACAGCUUGGUUUUUGGAUUAAUUAGCUUUACAGAUUUAAAUUUUACGAGGACAGCGAGACUUACUUUAUUAAUGAUAAAUAUUUUCCUUUGCUGCUGGAUUACAAUACUAUUUUUUGGAGCUCAAACGUAUUUUUAUAGUGAAUUCUCUAUCCUUAACUUUUCUCAAGUUCAACUAGUUUUAUAUGCAUUUACGCUCGUAAUUAAUCAAGCUGUUCUUAUGGCUGGGCAAUUUUUGCCUAGCAAUUAUCUUGAUAAAGAGUAUUUAGAGGAAGGAAAAAAAUAUUCAAAUAAAUUAUCCAAGGUAUCUUUUGGUGUGUGCUGGCUUUUUAUGAUAGGAAUGUUUGUUUCUUCAUGCAUUAAUGCAGGAAAUUUAGACUAUGACCAGCAGGUAAGUUUAAUUCAAACCAUUAGCGUUAAUUAAACUUAUCGAGAAUUCUACAAGGAUUAUCUCCACCCGUAACGCUUCACUGCCUGCUUGCCAGUUCGCAUUUCAUGAAUUACGAAGAUUAAUCCUGCCGAACAGGGCCUGAGUUCACUGCCAAUAGGGAUGAGUCGAGUAGCUAACCACCACUAAAAAUUCAAAAGGGUUGAAUUUUCUGGUCGAUUCUUAGCUAAGAUGGAAAUUCUUAGCCCAUAGCGUAACUCCAGCUUCAUACUGAGGAAUAGUCCUAACUGGUCAGGACGAACGCCAUAGACUCUGUGGAAAAACUCCUUUCCAACUUCCAGACCCAUAUACUACUGAGGGAAAAACUUGGCAUGGAGUAGAGUAUACAGCCCAUCAAAUUAAUUCAAACCAUUUUUAUUAGUAUGUUUACAACAGUUAUUUUUAUAGGAGUGAUAAAGCCAGCAUUAAUUGCAUUGCAUAAAACAAUUGGAAUUCAAAUUAUUAUUAAAAGGUGGCUAUUGGCAUGCUAUGCAGCGUUCAAGAGAAUGUUUUGUUGCAAAAGGAGAGAAAAUGCUUCAAUACAUCCAGAAAAUGAAGACUUAAUCAUAAAUGCUGCAGAAGAACAAAUCUAG
Blepharisma stoltei is the source of this 1838-nucleotide messenger RNA. NCBI's taxonomy places the organism in Eukaryota, Ciliophora, Heterotrichea, Heterotrichida, Blepharismidae. The record is from the annotation of a GenBank genome assembly.